This is a messenger RNA of Peronospora farinosa, 348 nucleotides long. Lineage: Eukaryota; Oomycota; Peronosporomycetes; Peronosporales; Peronosporaceae. The record is from the annotation of a GenBank genome assembly.
AUGUCGUCCAAGACUCUUCAGGGAGAUCCGCGUCGUCCCGGGAACUUGUACCCGUUUGUACGAGAGCCGGUGAAUUCUGACGAUGCUCCGGGAGACUGGUAUGCUUUCUUCUCGCUCGCACUGGGCUUCCUCGCUUUUAUCAUGAAGUGGAAGGAAAUGGCAUGGGGCUCGCUACUGUUGUGCAUGGGUUCGUUCAUCAAUAUGAAGUCGCAGGACAUGAACACAACACAGAUUGCCAUGUCUUUCUUUUUCUCCACAAGUGCUCUCGUGUCCGCCUACGUGGGUGCCAUGCGUCCUGGAAUGCCCAUGCCGCCAUCGGCUCAGACAGCCGAAGCCCCUGCUUUGUAG